AUGAUGCGAUUCUUUGGACGCUAUCACGAAGGUGGUGAGGUCUAUGGCAAUAGUUUCUUCGAGUCGGCUGAGGUCGACAUGUGGUUAGACUGGAGCCUGAUGGAGUUUGCCAAUCCACCGACCAAUUUGGAGAAGGCCCUGGACGCAUUGGAGAAGCAUCUGGACCAACGGGUCUUCUUGGUUGGGCAACGCUUCACUUUGGCGGAUGUUGCAGCCAGCAUCCCCUUGUACUGCUUCCAGCAACAGGGCCUGGUGACAUCCUUGGGCCGCGCGACGAAACGCUGGCUGGGCACCUGCUUGGCGACAGAGGCAGCCUCCAGCUUUGACUUCGUGAAGGUCCCCAAGACAGCAGCACCUGCCCCAGCAGCUGCCCCGGCAGCUGCAGCGCCUGCUGGGAAGGCAGCAAAGGCCCCGGUUCAAGCUGCUGCAGAGCCACCGGCACCCAUUGCACCGACUACCAUGGUUGAUCGCUACAGCAGUUGCGUGGGUGGCCGAACGGAGAUCAAGCGGAUUGUGGUGGCGGAAGACAUGGGAAAGAGCAUGGUGGGACAGACGGUCAGUCUGUGUGGCUGGGUCAAGACGGCCCGAGAGGCGGACAAGGGCAAGCUGUACUUCAUCCAGUUGAACGAUGGAUCCAUACCUUUGGAUAUCCAGGUGGUGAUCGAUUCGAGUGCAAAAGGCUUUGACAGCUUGAAGGGCCAAGUGGGCACUGGAGCUUCCUUGAAGUGUGUGGGAAAGAUUGUGGAGUCUCCUGGAAAAAAUCAAGCAGUGGAGCUGCUUGUGAAGGAACCAGGUACUGAAGUUGUGCUAUUUGGAGGUGUUGAUGCGAAGGAAUAUCCCCUUUCGAAGAAAGGCCAUAGCCAUGAGUUUUUGCGAUCCAUCGCCCAUUUGCGACCCCGCUCGAACUUGAUCGGCAGCGUUGCACGUGUGCGUGCAGCCCUUGCACAAGCAACGCAUGAAUUCUUCAGGUCCAAUGGUUUCCUUUAUGUUCACACACCGCUGAUCACUGCAGCAGACUGUGAAGGUGCUGGCGAGAUGUUCCAGGUCACCACAAUGAUGAUGGAUGCAGAGAAAGAUGGCAAGCCACUACCAAUGGUGGGAGGGAAGUUUGACUACUCCAAAGAUUUCUUCCAAAAGCCGGCCUUCUUGACCGUCAGUGGCCAGCUGUCCGUGGAGAACUACUGCUGCUCCCUCUCCAAGGUCUACACCUUCGGUCCCACCUUCCGAGCUGAGAACAGCCACACCUCCCGGCACCUGGCAGAGUUCUGGAUGAUCGAACCAGAGCUCGCCUUCGCUGACAUUUUCGACGAUAUGACCCUUGCGGAGGACUACCUCAAAUAUUGCGUGAAGUACGCCAUGGUCCACAACCGUGCGGACUUAGAAUUUUUCGAAGACAAGAUCGAAAAGGGGCUCAUCAAGAGAUUGGAAAACCUGCUGGCUGAGCCGUUUGCUCGGCUGACCUACACAGAGGCCAUCAAGAUUUUGCAGGACGAGUCUCCCAAAGCUGGCUUUCAGGUGCCAGUGGAGUGGGGCAUCGAUCUUGGAUCCGAACAUGAAAGAUAUUUGGCCGAGAAGGUUUACAAGAAGCCUGUUAUCCUAUAUAACUACCCGAAGGACAUCAAGGCCUUUUACAUGAGGCUCAAUGAGGACAACAAGACAGUGGCAGCCAUGGAUGUCUUGGCGCCGGCCAUCGGGGAGGUGAUUGGAGGUUCCCAGCGUGAGGAGAGGCUGGACGUCUUAGACCGGAGAAUUACUGAGAUGGGCCUUGAGCCGAAAGAUUAUUGGUGGUACCGAGAUUUGCGCCGCUUCGGCUCAGUGCCACACAGCGGCUUCGGCCUCGGCUUCGAACGACUCAUCAUGUUGACCACUGGUAUCGAGAACAUCCGGGAUGUUAUCCCAUACCCCAGGUAUCCGGGCCAUGCUGACUGCUUUUGGGCUGAUGCAAAUGCCGCUGGAGUUCAGCUUCAAAACCUGGAUGCCCCCGCCGGCCCAGCCGAGCAGCGCUGGAAGAUGGUGGAAGCGAAGGUCCCGGAGUCUGAGCUAGACCUGGCUUGCUGGGUGGCAGUGGUGGCUGCUGUUGCGCUGCGACUGCUAGGAGGAGACACUGUUCUCCUGGCCGUGCCGCACGUGCAGGGUCGACAGGCCGUCUUGGCAGUUCGUGUGCUGCCGGGUUCAGAUGCCACACUGGAAGCGCUGGCGACCUUGAUACGUGGACGGCUAGCUGAGGCAGAAAGUGAGCAUUUGUCCUUUAACUUGGAGAAGACCUUUGCCAGCCUUGGAUCCUUGGACUUUGUGGUUUUGAGUGCUCGACAAAAUGGCACCAGUUGCAGGUCCCAAGAUUUAGAGCUCGUGGAGAUCUCUUAUCGUCGCGUGAGUCAGAACCAGGUUUGGCUCUUUGGGAAUGCCCUCAAGGGGAUCCUGAAUGACAUACAAGGCUGGGUGAGGCUGCUGUUAAUAUCUUCUAAUAAUAAUAUCUUCUUAUAG
Molecule: messenger RNA, 2484 nt
Organism: Cladocopium goreaui
Lineage: Eukaryota; Dinophyceae; Suessiales; Symbiodiniaceae
Source: the annotation of a GenBank genome assembly